Messenger RNA from Girardinichthys multiradiatus, 2249 nucleotides. RefSeq names its product zinc finger and SCAN domain-containing protein 12-like. The record is from RefSeq and is a predicted model, not a curated record. The coding region runs from base 1055 to 1879 and encodes 274 amino acids. The transcript has 3 exons. NCBI's taxonomy places the organism in Eukaryota, Metazoa, Chordata, Actinopteri, Cyprinodontiformes, Goodeidae. Gene Ontology annotation, molecular function: zinc ion binding; nucleic acid binding.
UGCUUCUACCACCACCACAAAGUGUUCUGCAAAUGCAGACCAGCUGGAGGUGGAAGCCAGGAAGAUACCAUUAUUCCAAAAGACUGAGGGGGGGACUUAACUUCUUAACUUGUUAAAGUUGUUAGUUAUUUUGUCACUGUAGUAUUCACUUAUUUGUGUUAAGUUAAAGUUUAAUUUGUGUCAUUUAUGUUUGUUAAUUAGUUUGUAUGUAUUUUUCUCAUUUGUUGUUAUGUUGUGCCUUCCCCAUUUGAGUCUAGGUUAUUCCACCCCUAUUUAAGUAGUCUUUGUUUUUUGGUCUGGAGGUCAGUUUUGUUUGAGUUUUGUUGCUGUUCAAUUGACCUCAGCUGGGUUGGGCCCAAACUCAUGUCAUUUAUUAUCUGAGUUAUUUUUGUAUUGAAGUUUACCUUUUGUUAACUAUUUUUGACAGUAUUAAAUUGAAGUUUUUCCAAUUUCUGAACACCUUUUGUCCUUGCUUAAGUCUGGUCCACCACAGUUGGUGUCAGGAGUGGGAUCAGUCAGUUAAGGACAUUGGUGUAUUUUAUUUUUUCCUGGUUUUGACCAUUUUUGCAAUAACUACCUCUGGUUUUUUUUUUUUUUUUUUCUCUCUUGCUUUUUUUUCUCUGAUAGGAAGAAAUGCCUGGAAGGGGAAGAGGACGAACAAGAGGACCCAGCUCUGAUCCAGAUGAAAGAGAUGCUGUUGAGGAAGGUGGAGCUGUUGGUGGAGUGUUUGACAUGGAAGAGAAGGGGAGUGAACCAACACUUUCAGAUUUGGCUAGUCUUCUCAGAGCCCAUCUAGGACAACAGAAGGCCAAGGAGGACUACUGGACCAGAGAAGCUGCUAAGCAAGAACAGAAAUUUGAGGAACUGGACAAACAGUUCCGCUGGUUUAAAAGUGAGAUUCAAUCUCAGACCACUUCCCCAGUGCAGUCCUACACAACCACCAGAUCCUGGACUAGCAGCUUCCCCGCAACACAGUCUAUCAGGUGACCUUCUCUAUGCACAUUCUCCGGCACCUAAAUUACAAAAACUUAGUGAAGAGGAUGACAUUGAAAGAAUGGCUUCUGCCUGCAGGUGGCCGAGAACUUACUGGGCUUUUCACUUAAUACCUCUGCUAACAGGCAAGGCUAGAAGUGCCUUUGUGCAUAUGGAUGUUGAUUUGUCUAUGAUCUAUGACCAAGUUAAACUAGCUAUUUUGCAGAAGUAUGAGAUUAACAGUGAAACCUACAGGCAAAGAUUUCGCUCGCUUCAGGUAGAGCCUGAAGAAACUCCAAAAGAGCUCUACAUAAGGCUGAAGGAGCUUUAUAGUAAAUGGGUGCAACCUAAUGGUAAAACACUGGAACAAAUCAAUGAAAUAAUUAUUCUUGAGCAGUAUUUAAGAAUGUUGUCAUCAGAGCUACAGGUGUGGAUAAAGGAACAUAAUCCAAAGACUGCAAAGAAGGCUGCUGAACUGGCUGACGUGUUUGUGGCUGCUAGGAGGAGGAACCUGUCUUGGCCUUUCCAAAGCUGGAAAAAGGAUGGCUGCAAGCAAUCAUCAGCCCAACAGGUUUCAGCUGUGGGUAAGACCCCUGUGAAAAGAUUUGACACAAAAUUUCAGGGGAAGAAGCCUGUCUGUUACUUAUGUGGACAGGAGGGUCACACCAAACCAAUGUGCCCUCAAAAUGCUGUUAAAUUGUCCCAGAUGUGUUUUGUGCCAAGGGAAGAGACUCAAAAUGCUGGAUCAACGCAGCCAUUAAUGGAGACGUAUGUGAAGCUCAAUGGUCAGACACUGAAAGCACUGAUUGAUACAGGGAGUACACAGACCUUGGUCCAGCAAAGGUUCUGCAAAUGCAGACCAGCUGGAGGUGGAAGCCAGGAAGAUACCAUUAUUCCAAAAGACUGAGGGGGGGACUUAACUUCUUAACUUGUUAAAGUUGUUAGUUAUUUUGUCACUGUAGUAUUCACUUAUUUGUGUUAAGUUAAAGUUUAAUUUGUGUCAUUUAUGUUUGUUAAUUAGUUUGUAUGUAUUUUUCUCAUUUGUUGUUAUGUUGUGCCUUCCCCAUUUGAGUCUAGGUUAUUCCACCCCUAUUUAAGUAGUCUUUGUUUUUUGGUCUGGAGGUCAGUUUUGUUUGAGUUUUGUUGCUGUUCAAUUGACCUCAGCUGGGUUGGGCCCAAACUCAUGUCAUUUAUUAUCUGAGUUAUUUUUGUAUUGAAGUUUACCUUUUGUUAACUAUUUUUGACAGUAUUAAAUUGAAGUUUUUCCAAUUUUUGAA